Molecule: messenger RNA, 1563 nt
Organism: Chenopodium quinoa (quinoa)
Lineage: Eukaryota; Viridiplantae; Streptophyta; Magnoliopsida; Caryophyllales; Amaranthaceae
Exons: 7
Coding region: 1-1563 (520 amino acids)
Source: RefSeq, a predicted model, not a curated record
AUGAGAAGUCUGGGCCCACCAGAUGCUGAUGGCCAAAGGGACCUACAUAUCCUCCAAGCUACUAUUUUUGGGAAGAGAGAAAACCCUGGGGGUACUGGCCGAAUGAAGUUCGUCCUGGAGACCUGGCUUCCGGAUUCCCAUUAUGCCUUCCAGGAGCACAUGCUUGCUGCUGUUGGCCUCAGCCGAAAGUUCAGAGAUGAGCUGAGCGAGGCAACUGCCAAGGUUGACUAUCGGCGCUUAGGAGUCAGCGUCGAAAGAAUCGAGGAAGAGGCCGCUCAGACAGCCGAAGAGGUUGCCCGAGCCGUUGAAGCCUGCGAAGGAGGUGAGGGAACCUCCAAGGCUGCUGAGGACGAGGCAGCAGCAGCAGCAGAAGACGAGGCUCUGUUGAAGACUUCGGAGGAAGCCCAGCAGAGUGCUGUAAAGCAGCCUGCUAAAGCUGCUGAGGAACCCGUUGCUGAGGGUUUCUCAGCAGACAUCACAAGAGAGGCUGAUGCGCUGAUCCUCGAGUCUGAACAUCAAGAGGAAAUCAUAGAGAUCAGCCAGGAUGAGGAUCAGCCAGACCCUGCUGAAGAAGAGAAAGAUGUUGAACCAUCAAAGGUUCAGGAAGAUAGAGCAAGAGUAUGGUCGCUGAAGGCCACUACUGGGAUGGGUGAGUCCAGCAGAAGGGUUCCUGACCCAGCCAGAUCCAACCAAUUGCUGAUGAUGCAGUUUGUACAUAAUCAGACUCUCACUGUAGAGCUGAUUGAUGACCUCCAAGACAAGUUGGAGAAGGCUGAAGGAGAGAGGAAGAUUGCCGAAGCUGAGGCAAAGCUUGCUGGGCUGAAGCAGCUAGCAGCUGAAGAGAAGCAACAGGAAGCUGAAAAGCAUGGGUUGGAGGCUGUUGAAGCCCUCCAGACCUUCUGCAAGGCAAUGGAGGAGGAAGUUUUUCCCCAGCUGAUAGAAGGGGAGAAACUUCUCCAAGAGCAUGGGGUCGUGGACAUCCCUAGUUUCAAGGCUGCCAUUGAGCGCCGAAUAGGGGAGCGCACUGAAGAAGUACAGCAGAGACUGGAGGCUUUGGAAGCCAACAAGAUGGCUGCUGAAGAAGUGCUCACGGCCAGAAAUGCUCUCCUUUCUAAGGCCGCUGCUUCUGCUGAAGCUCAGGACCUUAUGCUUCAAGAGCUUGAGGAUCAGCUGAAGGCAAAGGAGGACGAACUGUCCAAGGCACAGGCUGAAGCUUCAAGGGUCUAUGUCUACACCCAAGAGGAGUAUGAGGCGGGUUACAAGACUGGGUUUAGAGUCUGCCGAAGAGUCUGCCUUCAUGCUGAGCCGAACUUGGACUGGUCCAAGUGCGCCAUCUGGGUCCGAGAUUCUGAAGACCCCCACAUGCUAUAUCCAAUUCCCGCCGAAGUAAAAAUUCUAAAGGCUGAAGAAGCCGAAGAAGAAGCUGAGCGGAGGGAGUUAGAAGCUGAGCAGAAGGAAAGAGAGGCUCAGCUGAGCGCAAAACCUGCCUCUUCUGCUGCUGGGGCUGAACCUGCUGAGGGACCCAGAGGUGUUGAUCAGCCUGAUCCUUCGGUUGAAGCAUAG